GUUAGUGUUCUCAACGACAAGAAAAUAUCGGUUAUUUGCGUCCCCUUCCACCGCCAAAACCGGCCGCCGGCCAUCUCUCACGCCGUCAUUCGUCGGCCUUCGCGAUUUGCGCGUUUCUCCGUGGGGCUCAUUCGCCUCUUUCGUCCUCGUCUCGACGAGUAGCUGGAAAUCACUUGGAAAGGAAAGAAAUGUUGGACCUCAACGUGGAGUCUUUGGGGGAGCCGACGGUUAUCGAAGAAAGGGCAUUUACCGAAGUUACCGAUGGUAGUACGCUGGUGGUUGCCUCGGAGACGUCCGAAUCAUCCGUCCUUAACGCUGAGGCUUCCGCCAAUGCUCCGGCCGACGAAGACUCGUGCUCUAUCGUGCCGGUUGCCGUCACUGCCUUCAGAUUUGGUAUCUUGAAGAGCUCCGAAGGCAAGAAUGAUGUGGAGAUAGAGGAGGAUAGAAACGAAUUUUCCAAGGAGUCACGCAUAGUCACCAAGCUGCUGUUUCCUCCGGAGUCGGCAGUAGUUGUGGCGCCUUCCUUGCCGUCAUCAUCAAGAUGGCAGUGGAUGGAUCAUACACAAGCUGGAGUUUGUCAACCGCAUCCAUGGCAGCAACAUCAACGGACACAGGCACAGGCACAGGCACAAACACAGGCACAGGCACAGCCAGAUCAACAGCAACCGAAGAAGGGUAGGAGAGGGCCUAGAUCAAGAAGCUCUCAGUACAGGGGCGUCACGUUCUACCGGAGGACAGGAAGAUGGGAAUCUCAUAUCUGGGAUUGUGGAAAGCAGGUAUAUUUGGGUGGUUUUGACACUGCUCAUGCCGCUGCAAGAGCAUAUGAUCGAGCUGCCAUCAAAUUCAGAGGACUUGACGCUGAUAUUAAUUUUACUCUCAGCGACUACGAGGAGGAUAUGAAACAAAUGAGAAAAAUGACUAAAGAAGAAUUUGUGCACACACUUCGGAGACAAAGCAAUGGAUUUUCUAGGGGAAGUUCCAAAUAUAGAGGGGUGACUCUUCACAAGUGCGGUCGUUGGGAAGCUCGAAUGGGGCAGUUGCUAGGAAAAAAGUACAUGUAUCUUGGGCUAUUCCACAGCGAAAUAGAAGCUGCAAGAGCUUAUGACAAGGCAGCUAUCAAAUGCAACGGGAGGGAGGCUGUGACCAAUUUCGACCUGAGUACCUACGAGGGAGAACUUUUUACUGAGGUUGACAUUGAAGGCCCUAACAUCGAUUUGAACUUGAGAAUUUCUCAACCUUCUAUGCACAGCCGAAAGAGGGAUCAAAAUCAGCAAGAUUUUCUGUUCCAUGAUGCCUCAUUGGAUGUCGCUAAGAAGGUAAAUUGAGUAACUUGUAACUAUUGUAUUUUUUUUUUUACUAAACUAGCUGUUACUUCUGUGGUCGGAUGGAUUGUUGGUGUUGAUCCAACAAUUGGAUCCAGUUAAUUAGUUCGAUGUUAAUUUGGUGGCUCGAAUAAAU
Molecule: messenger RNA, 1458 nt
Organism: Zingiber officinale
Lineage: Eukaryota; Viridiplantae; Streptophyta; Magnoliopsida; Zingiberales; Zingiberaceae
Product: APETALA2-like protein 1
Exons: 9
Coding region: 189-1325 (378 amino acids)
Biological process (GO): regulation of DNA-templated transcription
Molecular function (GO): DNA binding; DNA-binding transcription factor activity
Source: RefSeq, a predicted model, not a curated record